This is a messenger RNA of Leptopilina heterotoma, 4677 nucleotides long. RefSeq names its product dynamin-binding protein-like. The transcript has 9 exons. The coding region runs from base 225 to 3749 and encodes 1174 amino acids. Gene Ontology annotation, biological process: intracellular signal transduction. NCBI's taxonomy places the organism in Eukaryota, Metazoa, Arthropoda, Insecta, Hymenoptera, Figitidae. Gene Ontology annotation, molecular function: guanyl-nucleotide exchange factor activity; protein binding. The record is from RefSeq and is a predicted model, not a curated record. Gene Ontology annotation, cellular component: cytoplasm.
AGUCGAGAAAUGUAUCUCAAUUGGAGUAGAAGUAUAUUUAUUACACAAGAAAUAUUUUAAUUAUGCACAAACAAGAUAUAAAAAGUGUUUCAUAUCACUAUACAACGUAUAAAGAAUUUAUUAAAAGUUACUUGUGGACGGAGAAAAUCAUCUUAUUUCUCUUCUGAAGUUUCUACCAUCAAAAGUUGAUUUUAGCAAUAAAAGGACAAUAACCUUUAAUUAACAUGGAACCAGGAACAUUAACGAAAGUUUUAAACGAUUUUUUUACAACAAAAGAUGGAGAAUUGAGUCUCAAUAAAGGGGAUCAUUUUUUGAUCUUUAAUAAUGUCGACAAGCAUUGGUGUUAUGGACAAUCGGAUAAACAAACAGGGAAAUUUCCAGUGAGCCACUUAUUAAAAGUUAAUACACCAGUUGUGGACGAAUCGGCAAAUUUAUUUAUAUCAAUUGCUUCAUUCUCCGGCGAACAAUCCGGUGAUCUUCCAUUUGCAAAAGGAGAAAUUAUUGUGGGAAGAAAUGAAGUACAACCAGGCUGGUAUUCUGGUUAUACGGAUUCAAGAAAAGGAAUAUUUCCAACUACUCACGUCUGGGAACUUAAUAAAUCAAUAAUUAAGCAACCGACGAAGAAAAAAUCGAUUCAAAGAAAAGCGAAGGUGAAAACGUCAAUGAAAGCUCAACUCGAUGAAGAAUUAGACCUAAUAGAGGGGGAUAUUAUCACUGUAAUUGAACUUGUCGAAGAUGGAUGGUGUCUUGGAGUGACGAAUGACGGUCAAAAGGGCACGUUUCCCGAGGCUUUCGUAACCUACAUCGAUGAUAAUAACAGCAUUGAUGAGACGGAUGAGAUAAAUAUUAACCCCACAAUAGAUCCCUUGCCACAAUCAAUACAAAAUGGUGCCCACAUUUACAAGGACUUUGGAGAAACUUCCGCCAAUUCGUUCUCAAUGAAUGAACCGGCACCAAACUAUUUUGAUCUCUUUCCCGAGAAUAUUCCACAAAAUACUGAAAGUCUUCCCGAAUCUCAAUCAGCAUCAAAUUGCGUCGAUGAAAAUCCAAAUCCACUGGGCGUUGAUCCCUAUGCAAUAACACUUUAUCCCUUCAACGCUCAAUUUCCCAAUGAAUUAAGUUUUGAGUCUGGUGAAGUUGUUAAUUUGAUAAAGUACAUCGAUUCCGAGUGGGCUGAGGGUGUUAUCGAUUCAGUUAAGGGAAUAUUUCCCGUCUCGUACGUCAAUGUUAUUGUUGAUUGCAUUAAAAUGAAGGAACAGGAAACACACUCUGAGGACGACACUUUUCCGAGGCAGGAAAAUAUUUUCGAACCUGAAAUGUCAGCUAGGGUGGAAUACACAUUUAAGGCACAAAUGGACGGUGAUUUGAGUAUCGAGGAAGGUGAUCAUGUCCGAAUUGUGGAGGUUGUCAAUGCUGAUUGGAUUAUUGUUAGAAGUAAGGAGGGAAAAGUUGGUUCGUGUCCAAGUUCGUAUUUGACGCCCUUGACUGAAUCAACGACAGAAGGAUUUGGCGAGAGUGUCGAAGAUUUUGUUGUGAUAAGAAAUCAUGAGAUCGAUGAUAUUACAGAGGAGUCGAAAGAAGUGAAAAGAUUGUCCUUGCCACACAGACCAGCGCCACCGGCACCUGCGCCAGGACGUGUUCCCAUUCAAAAAUCGAACAUUCCCGACGACGAGGUUGUCACCGAAAAGGAGAAGAGGGCCGAUAAGCGACAAAAUGUUAUUUCGGAAUUGGUUUUAACCGAGAAGGAAUAUGUCAGGGAUUUGAAAGUCACAUAUGAGACUUUUAAUUUACAUAAUCCGUCUUUUCUGGAAAGUAGAGGAAUCGAUGUGUCAACGUUGUUUGGAAAUAUCGAAGAGGUUACCCGAGUUGCCGAGGAAUUAUUGGAUUUGAUUUUAAAGUCCAUGAAAGAUUGCGAGGAGGAGUUGCAAACAGUUGGUCCCUGCUUUGUCGAAAUGGCAGAGAAAAUGCAAAACGCCUAUGUUAAAUAUUGUACUAAUCAUGAAGCAGCUCAAGUUCUUCUACAAAAGUAUGCAGAAAAUAAGGAUAUUAUGGUGGUUUUUGAUAAAGGAGUGGAAACCCUGCGACGGCAAGUCAUCUGCUUUGAUAUGGAUUCUAUUCUAAUAAAGCCAGUUCAAAGAAUUUUAAAAUAUCCAUUGUUGCUGAACGAAUUAAUCAAGAGCACAGAAGAAAAUCAUCCCGACAAACCAACAUUGGAGGAAGCGUACAAUUCAAUGUCGAAUGUAGCAAAAAAUAUCAACGAAUCGAAAAGAAGAAAAGAUCUCAUCGCCAAAUAUUGGGAGACUAAUAAUACCCUAAAAGAUAAAUUUUCCAAACUUACAAUGCAUUCUGUUUCAAAAAAAUCGUCGAGAUCAAUGGCAAUGCUCUCUUAUUCACUAGGAUCGACUAAUCUUACGCCAGACAAUGAUUAUGAGGAUCUAACGAAACAAUUAAAAACAUUGGAAAUAUGCACAAAACAAUUGGGAAGAGAUGUACAGCAAUGUGUCAAUUUUCUGAACGAAGAAAUAAUAUGCAGUGAAGUUUUAUCCGAAUUCUUGAAUCAUUAUCAUCAGGGAACGCCAAAUAAGGAAAUAUAUGAAUUGUGUGAAACACGUGCAAUAAUUAAGAACAAAUUUCUACAAGAUCUAGAACGUACUGUUGAGACACGAGUGAAAAAGCCUUUGAAUACUUUAAUAACACUUCUCAAGGGACCAGAGAUUUUAAUUACAAAACGUUAUCACAAAAUGUUGGAUUACGAUAUUGCGAUAUCGAAAAGUGAAAAAUAUAAGGAUAACAGAGCGGUUCAAGAAGAAUUGUCGAGUGCGAAAAAUAAUUUCGAGGCCCUACAUCAGCAAUUAAAGGAGGAAUUGCCAAUUUUUAUUGAAGCCAGCACUCAAAUUUUAUGCCAUUGUAUUAACGCUUUUGCCAAUGCCCGAAUGCUUCUCAGUGGACGAGUUAUGCAUAAAUACAUGCAACUAUCACAGUCUGCUAAUCAAGUUUCCUUAAAAAACAUUCUCGAAUCAUUUAUGGUGAACCACAAUUUACUCUACAAUCAAAUGAGUCGUUUAAAAUCGUCAUCAUCGUCGUCAAGUUUGGAUAUUGACGAGGGACCAAAUAAACUAUCACCCCAAAGUGAAAGACUGAAACUUCUUUUAAAAAACAAAUAUCCAUUACAAAAAUUAUUUAUUGUGAUUGAAAAUAUUGAGGGAGCAACGCCAUUGGAUUUAUCGGCAAUUAAAGGAACGUGGGUCGCAGUGAUUAAGGAGAAAGAUCCCACUGGAGAUGUUUCCAAAUGGUUUGUCGAUAAUGGCGCAAAGCAAGGAUUCAUUCCAAGUCGUUGUUUAAAAUCAUUGCGAAAUAUGCAACAGGGUAAUCAAAAUUCAAGUGACAGUCAAAAUUCAACGCCUGAUUUAAUUUCUCUAGAAUCACCAGUGAAGGAAUCCAAAUCGAAAACUGAUCGAAAUUCAUCGCAAUCUAAUUGGUACAUGAAUCUAGAGUCGACGUCAUCAAAUGUUAAUGCAAAUUAUAAGAAUACCGUUGAAUCGGGGAAAUUUCUCUACGCUUUAUAUGACUUUAAUGGAAAGCAACAAGCGACAUUGCCUGUUGUUAAAGGUCAGGCAUUAAAAUUAAUUGCACCGCAUGAUCAAAAAGGAAAUGAGGCAUGGUGCCUGAUGGAAAAUCGAGACGGUGAGAGAGGAUAUGUUCCUCGUAAUUAUAUGGGCCCUAAGGAAUUAUUACUAUUAAUGAACUAGAUUUUGUACAUAUGAAAACAAUUUUUAAAUCGUGAUUUGCCAUUUCAAUAAUGUGCCUCAAAUUUUUUUUUUGUAUAAAUAUCUUUAAUCUUUUUUUAAAGACACCGAACUGAUAGUUUACUUGCCUUUUUCUAUUUUUACAAAAGAAUUUUGUUUUAAAAGAAAAGAAAUUUUUUAAAUAGUUAUAGUUAUUGAUAGUUUAUAGAAUGCAGAUUUUAAAAGAAUUUUUUUAUCUAGUUUCAAAACCAAAGUAUUAUUGUUGUGUUAAUAUUAAAAGAUUAGAUCUAUAGAGAAUUUAAAAUUCCAUUGUAUAUAUUUAUUACUGUUAUAAGAAAUUGUUAGUAUUUUUUUUAAUGUUGUCACUUGUGUUUGUGAUUUUAAAUUCAAAGAAAAGAAAAAGUCACAUUUUUAGCAAUAUUUCGAAUAAGAACUCUUUGUACGCGUUUUUUUUCAGAUCUUUAAAAAUAUUAUACUAUCUGUGAUAAGCAGUUUCCUUUAAAGUUAAAAAAAAAUUUCACAAGAGAUAUAUUUUAGAAUAUUUAUGAAAAUUACUGAAAUUGUAUUGUCACGAUGCUCCACAAGUUUUGAACGUUCAAAAGAACGAAAUUUUAUUUUUUUGCCAAUAUAAAUAUUUUCAAAAAAUAUAAUUUAACUGACUGUUAUAAAAAGCAAAAACAAAAUAAAUUAUUUUAAUUGAUUUUUUCAAUAAAAUUUAAAGAAACAAAUUUCAUUCAUUGAAACGUUCAAAACAUUAGGAACAUUUGUCAUGAUUAAUUUUAUUCUCUAUUGUCUUUAUUUAUCAAUUGAUUUUAAUAUGUAUUUAUUAUAUUUAAGAGAAAUUAUGUCAUUUGCAGAAAAAUGGUGAAACUCAAAGUAUAUUUUUUAUCAAGAUCUUGUAAAAUUGUAAAAUAAAUCAUUUUUUUCUGAA